CUCCAAUAGUGCAGCGCGAUCUAUCAACGCACAACUACUUUAGAAGUUCUUUUAGUUUACGUAAAACCUACUAGAUAGCUCUACUAUCAGCACCCGGUGUUUGAUAGCCUUCCCUAAAACAAACCUUCACGUUGUUGAUAAGCAUGGAUUUAAUUUAAUUUUUUUUUUGUAAUUUUUACCAUAAUUAUGUAUCAUUUAAAAAAGUCACUGCGUCUGUCUUCUUAUAAUCAAAUGUUGGGCUUGCUAGAAGGGCCCAAAAUAGUGCCGAGUUAUUCUUAUUUCUUACAUCAGUAUGAAAGUAGAAGAAACCGGAAAAAGACUUCUAUAAAUCUUUCUUCAUUAUUUACUCCUGUCCCUAUAAAACCUAAUUCAGAAGAUGAUGGGGUAGGUAAGGAGCUUACUGGUGGUACAUUGAACAAAACCGACAUUGCCAAAGUUUUAAACAAGUUCUAUCAGAGAGCUGAGGUGAAAUCUGUCGCAGAAGAAAAUGGCCUGGAUGGUUAUUUACAACACCAAGUCUACUUAGGUUUUAGAAAAUUCUGUAUCGAAUCAGAAUGUCUUCCAGCAGACCUCCAUAUAGUGAUUAACGAUGUACUUCAUAAUACGGCUCACAUAACUGAUAUACUCCCUUAUUAUUUAAGACAUGCGAGAGAGAUGUUUCCUCAUUUGGAAUGCAUGGAUGAUCUGAAAAGAAUUAGUGAUCUUACCUCUCCUCCUUCAUGGUAUCCUAAUGCUCGAGACAUGAAACGUAAAAUUAUUCUACACGCUGGUCCAACGAAUAGUGGUAAAACAUAUCAUGCACUAGAGAGAUUCCUGUCAGCUAAGUCUGGAGUUUAUUGUGGACCUUUGAAACUUUUAGCAGCUGAAGUUUACAAAAAGGCUAAUGAAAGAGGAACCCCAUGUGAUUUGGUGACUGGUGAAGAACGAAAAUAUGCCCUAGGUGAAGACAAUCCAGCUAGUCACAUAUCAUGUACUGUAGAAAUGACAUCCAUAAAUACUCCUUAUGAAGUUGCUGUGAUAGAUGAGAUCCAACUAGUCCGAGACCCAAGUCGUGGAUGGGCUUGGACGAGAGCCCUGCUUGGUUUGAUGGCCGAAGAAAUACACCUGUGUGGUGAGGAAGCAGCUUUCGAUUUGUUGUCUGCUUUAGCACUUAUGUGCAAUGAGGAAGUUGAGGUACGCAAAUACAAGAGGUUGACUGAACUGACAGUCGAAGAGAAGGCUCUAGAAUCGUUGGAAAAUGUCAAAGCGGGUGACUGUAUUGUGUGUUUUAACAAGAAUGAUAUCUAUUCAGUCAGUCGGGCGCUUGAAGUUAAGGGGCAUGAAGCUGCUGUUAUCUAUGGUGGUCUACCUCCUGGUACGAAACUAGCUCAAGCUCAAAAAUUCAACGAUCCAGAACAUUCUUGUAAACUUUUAGUUGCUACUGACGCCAUCGGAAUGGGACUGAACUUGAGUAUUGGAAGAGUCAUUUUCUACUCACUUGUAAAGCCAACUACUAAUGAAAAAGGUGAGAAAGAAAUAGACAUUAUUUCUAUAUCACAGGCACUUCAGAUUGCAGGGAGAGCAGGAAGGUUUGGUACCCAAUUUGAAAAAGGAUAUGUUACAACCUUCAAAUCUGAAGAUUUGCCAGUUCUUCAGUCACUGUUGAAGCAGCCUCCUGAGCCUAUAACAAAGGCCGGAUUGCAUCCUACUGCUGAGCAGAUAGAACUGUACGCCUACCACUUACCUCAUUCUACCCUUUCCAAUUUGAUUAGUAUAUUUGAAGAAAUUUGUACUGUAGAUGAUUCAUUGUACUUUAUGUGUAAUAUGGAAGAUUUUAAAUUCCUCGCUGACAUGAUUCAACAUGUAGCACUGCCUCUUAGAACAAGAUACGUUUUCUGUUGCGCUCCGCUAAAUCGAAAGAUGCCGUUUGUAUGUUCCAUGUUUCUGAAGUUUGCUAGGCAGUUCAGCAGAAAUGAUGGAGCUACAUUUCUGUGGCUGUGCAAACAUCUGGGGACUCCUUUCUCUACUCCGAAAUCUAUAGCAGAUCUGGUUCAUUUAGAAGCAGUAUUCGACGUUUUGGAUUUGUAUCUGUGGUUAAGUACGAGAUUUCCGGAAAUGUUUCCAGCCGUUGCACAGGUCCGAGAGCUACAAGCCUCAUUAGACAGUAUAAUCCAACAAGGGGUUACUCAGAUAACUCGCCUUGUGAUAGCAGAUCAGCAAACUGAUGGUGAUGCUCCUGAAGUUGGUUACAGACAGAGGAAGAGAGACAUACCGAUGGGAAGAGGAAGGUUAACGGAAAAGCUGAUAUCGGAAGGACUGUUGACGCCCGGAAUGCUCAGCCAGUUGAGGAAAGAAUGGUCCAAGCCCGGCCAUGAAGAAGAAGGACACAAUUUUCUAAGUAGACAAUCCAAGAGGAAGAAAAAGCCGAAGCACUGACAUUUAUCGAACAUAAUUGUAAAUAAAGUAUAGAAUAUUUGUGUAAAUACAUUUUUUUUAAAUUAUA
Molecule: messenger RNA, 2482 nt
Organism: Nezara viridula (southern green stink bug)
Lineage: Eukaryota; Metazoa; Arthropoda; Insecta; Hemiptera; Pentatomidae
Source: the annotation of a GenBank genome assembly